Messenger RNA from Melospiza georgiana, 1284 nucleotides. It is a transcript of the gene GDF2, whose product is annotated as growth differentiation factor 2. Lineage: Eukaryota; Metazoa; Chordata; Aves; Passeriformes; Passerellidae. The record is from RefSeq and is a predicted model, not a curated record. Gene Ontology annotation, biological process: SMAD protein signal transduction; BMP signaling pathway. Gene Ontology annotation, cellular component: extracellular region. Gene Ontology annotation, molecular function: growth factor activity; cytokine activity. Bases 1 to 1284 code for a protein of 427 amino acids. The transcript is spliced from 2 exons.
AUGUGUUGUUUUGGAGUAUUAGCUGCACUGUCUGUUUUCAACAUCAUUGCUUGUUUGACAAGAGGCAAGCCUGUGGAAGACUGGGACAGGCUUUCAGGUAUGGGAAAGUCUGAUGCACACUUUCAUCCUGGGGAAGCAGAAGAUGAGACCCAUUUCAACUUUAAAUCUUUCUUGGAGAAUAUGAAGAUGGAUUUACUGAGGAGUUUGAAUUUGUCAAGAGUCCCCUCACAAGUGAAGACCAAAGAAGAACCACCACAGUUCAUGAUUGAUUUAUACAACAGAUAUGCUGCAGACAAGUCCUCCAUCCCUGCAUCCAAUAUUGUAAGGAGCUUCAGUACUGAAGAUGUUGUUUCUUUAGAUUCACCAGAAGAAAACCCAUUUCAGAAACACAUUUUGUUCUUCAACAUCUCUAUUCCACAAUAUGAGGAAAUCACCAGAGCUGAACUGAGAAUUUAUAUCUCCUGUCACAGGGAAGUUGGGUCUCUCUCUAGGCUGGAAGGCAACAUGGUAAUUUAUGAUGUUCUAGAUGAUGGCCACUGGGAAAACCCAGAAAGUACCAAAUCUUCCCUUGUCUCCCACAAUAUCCAGGAAUGUGGUUGGAAGAUGUUCGAAGUGUCCAGCGCUGUGAAAAGAUGGGUCAGGGCAGACAGACUGGAGACUAAAAAUAAGCUAGAGGUUGUUAUAGAGACUAAAUCUCUGAGUGGUUUUACUUGUGGGAAGCUGGAUGUCAGUGUUACCCCUGACACCAAAAACCUGCCCCUGUUAAUCGUGUUCUCCAAUGACCGCAGCAAUGGGACAAAGGAGACCAAAGUGGAGCUCCGUGAGAUGAUUGUUCACGAACAGGAAAGCGUGCUCAAGAAACUAGGGAAGAACAACACCUCAUCUGAAGAGGAACAGCAGGGAGAGGAAAAGGCCAUCACUGGAUCCCACCUACAUUCCUCCAGAAGCAAGAGAAGUGUUGGAGCCAACCACUGCAGGAGAACUUCCCUCCAUGUGAACUUUGAAGAGAUUGGCUGGGAUUCCUGGAUCAUUGCACCAAAAGAUUAUGAGGCUUUCGAGUGUAAAGGAGGCUGCUUCUUCCCUCUGACAGAUAACGUCACCCCAACUAAACAUGCUAUUGUCCAAACCCUGGUGCAUCUCCAAAAUCCCAAAAAAGCCUCAAAGGCCUGUUGUGUUCCAACCAAACUGGAUUCAAUCUCCAUUCUUUAUAAAGAUGAUGCUGGCGUGCCCACUUUGAUAUAUAACUAUGAAGGGAUGAAAGUGGCAGAAUGUGGCUGCAGGUAG